AUGGACGUGGACGCCGAAAGAGAGAAAAUAGCAAAGGAGAUUGAAGAAUUAGAAAGGAUCUUGGAUCCCAGCUCCUCGAGUAUCAGCGUGGAGGUCUCGGAGUCUGGUCUUGCACUGGAUUCCGAAGCAGACUCGCUGCCUGAAGAGGACUCGGACGCUGCCGGCUCCCUGGCCUCGGAAGAGGAGAGGUGGGGAGAGGCCAGCAAUGGCGAGGACGACCCCAAGAAGACCCUCCCUGAAGACCCAGAGACCUGCCUGCAGUUGAACAUGGUCUACCAGGAGGUCAUCCAGGAGAGGCUGGCAGAGGUCAGCCUCCUGCUGGCCCAGAACCGGGAGCAGCAGGAGGAGAUCAUGUGUGACCUGGCAGGGUCCAAAGGCCCCAAGGUGAAAGACGGCAAGAGUCUGCCCCCGAAUCUGUACAUAGGGCACUUCAUGAAGCCCUACUUCAAGGACAGGGUCACCGGAGUGGGGCCUCCAGCCAACGAAGACACGCGGGAGAAGGCCGCCCAGGGCAUCAAGGCUUUCGAGGAGCUCCUGGUGACUAAGUGGAAAAACUGGGAGAAGGCCUUGCUCAGAAGGUCAGUGGUGAGCGACCGCCUACAGCGCCUGCUUCAGCCCAAGUUACUGAAGCUUGAAUACUUGCACCAGAAACGGAGUAGGGUGACCAGUGAGGCAGAGAGGCAGGUCCUGGAGAAGCAGAGCAGAGAGGCGGAGAAGGAGGUCCAGGACAUCCGGGAGCUCCCAGAGGAGACCUUGCUGGGGAACAGGCUGGAUGGCCACGACUGGGAGAAGAUCUCCAACGUUAACUUCGAGGGCGGCCGCAGCGCAGAGGAGAUCCGGAAGUUCUGGCAGAACUGUGAGCACCCGAGCAUCAACAAGCAGGAGUGGAGCGGGCCGGAGGUCGAGCAGCUCAAGGCCAUCGCAGCCAAGCACGGCCACCUGCAGUGGCAGAAGAUCGCCAAGGAGCUGGGGAGGCAGCCCUCGCCCGUCCUCCAGGAGCUCUGGUGCGAGAAGGCGGUGGUGGCAUUAGCGACUAACUGCCUGGCGGGCCCCUCCCUUGACUGGCUUCGCCGGAACGCGGUCAGUGCCCACACCGCCCUCCGUCCCCCAGUUGUCUACUACAUGGAAGGGAGGAGCUCCAUGCAGCUCAUGGUGGACCAGAGCUUGGACCCCAACCUGAAGAAGGGGCUCCUGGGCCCAGGAGGAGGGCAUCUGGUGAGGCUUUUGCGUGCCAGAAAUGCGAGGGAGCAGGAUUGGUUUAAAAUCCGGGAAGAGGUGCCAGGUAGGAGCGAUGCCCAGUGCCGAGAUCGGUACCUCAGAAGGCUGCACUUCGGCCUGAAGAAGGGGCGAUGGAGCGCAAAAGAGGAGGAGAAGUUGAUGGAACUGAUAGAAAAGUACGGCGUCGGUCACUGGGCAAAGAUAGCUUCGGAGCUACCCCAUCGGACGGGCUCCCAGUGUCUGAGCAAGUGGAAAAUCAUGGUCAGGAUGCCUUCAAGUACCCGGAACGCUACAGUGCACCAGCCACCCUGGGGCUUCCCCAGUGCAGACCCAGGAGGUGUGGGGGCUCCUCCAGCCCCGGGCAUCCGGCAGGGACCUCUGCUGCUGGCCGCUACCCGUCUCCCCACGCCAGCAGCACCGCGCGAAGGCCAUAGCUUCCGGAGCGCGCCAGCCCGAGAGGCUGCGAAGCAGAGCGCCAGCCUCAAAGGGAGCAGGGGGCUGCGGCCCUGCCAUGCCGAGUCCGGCCCGCAGGCGCCCCCACCAGCUCCGUGUGGUCCCCGGCCCAAGCCCAAGACUGUCUCCGAGCUGCUCCGGGAGAAGCGGCUGCGGGAGGCCCGGGCCAGGAAGGCCGCCCCGGGCGCCGCGGUCCUCCCACCCCAGCUGCUGCUCUCCUCCCCGCUGAUUCUCCAGCCCCGUCUCCCGGUGGCCCCCCACGGCCCCUCGGCUUCGGGCCUGGCUGUCACAGCCUCGGGGCUCUCCCGGCCUAGCGCCCCUGCCGCGACAGAGCCGUGCACUUGGGGUUCUCGGGCCUCCGUCGAGGACGGAAGGCCCUCCACCCUGCCAUUCUUGGCCGGCGCCCUGGCCUCCACAGAGGCUGCCCCUGCUGCCUCCGUGGUGCCGGUUCUGGGCCCCAGCCAGGUCCCCGUGAACUGCCGUCGAGGUGGCCCGGGCCAGUCUCCGGCCCCUGCCACCACCCAGAAGCAGGGCUUGCCAGAGGCACCACCCUUUCUCCCUGCAGUCCCCAGCCCCUCUCAGCUGCCCGUCCAGCCCAUCUGCCCGACGCCAGCCGUGGGCACACACGAGCGGGGGCCACGGGUGGUGGCCAGCACCCCUCUGCCUGUCACCUGGGUGCUCACAGCCCAGGGGCUACUCCCCGUGUCCACCGUGGUGGGCCUUCCUGGGCCAGCAGGGACCUCUGACUCCAAGGGACUGUCAGUGGCUCUGUCGUCCUCCCUGCCUGGGACACAGAUAGGCCAGGGUCCCGGGCUCCCCGGGCCGACCCACCCCUGGCAGACCCCCACCAGCCGGGACACAGACUCAGAUCCCCCCUCCAAGACAGACCCACCGGGCCUUCCGAUGCCCCACCAGUCUCAAGGUUCCAUGGAGGUGGACAGAGACGGGGCCCACGGCCCGGCGGGGGGCUCCUUCCCUGGAGAGGCCCAAGUGGCCAGGGACACAGCCGUGUCUGGGGCACCCUCCCAAGCCACGCUCCUGGCUGACCACCCUGAAGCAAAGUCCCCCAGGCCCAGCCAGCCGCCUCUUCGAGGUGGCACCGGCCCUGGGAGUGGCCCAGGAGGGACAGCAGGGUCCGCCUUGAGACCAGAGAGACUCGGGAAGCCUCUGGGCCUGGAGAGGCCACCCCCACCCCGGCCUGGGCCUGAGAGGGGUGCCCUGGACUUGGACCUCGUGUCUCAGGAGGGUGAGGCGGUCGUGCGGGAAUGGCUGAGGGGACGGCGUGGGGUGAGCGUGCCCCCGCUGGGGGGAGGGCUGCCUUACCAGCCCCCCGCCCUGUGCAGCCUGCGGGCCCUGUCUGCACUCUUGCUCCAGAAGGCGGCCUUGGAGCGCAGAGCCGCCUCCCUCGUGCCGGGGGGCGCCGGAGCCCUGCACGCCUCGCUGGGACAGGUACGGAGGUGGCUCCGGGACAGCCCGGCCUACCUGCUGCUCAAGGCGCGGUUCCUGGCGGCCUUCACCCUCCCCGCGCUCCUGGCCACCCUGUCCCCCGAUGGCGUUCCCACCACCCUGUCCGUAGCCACGAGGGCUGACCCCGAGAGCGAGGACGACCUGGGCCUGGAGGAGUCGGAGCUCACUGAUGGCUGCUCCACGACCGGUCCUCGGGCAGGGCCGGCGGCCGCCACCCCCAUUCAGGGAGCCCCAGACCCUGGGGAGAGCUCUGCCUCUUCCUGCCUAGACAGUUCUGACAACCUGGAUGUGCUCAGAACCCGGCACUCCCGGCAUGCCCGGAAGAGGAGGAGGCUGGUGUGA
Messenger RNA from Puma concolor (puma), 3480 nucleotides. Lineage: Eukaryota; Metazoa; Chordata; Mammalia; Carnivora; Felidae. The record is from RefSeq and is a predicted model, not a curated record.